Molecule: messenger RNA, 666 nt
Organism: Gloeophyllum trabeum ATCC 11539
Lineage: Eukaryota; Fungi; Basidiomycota; Agaricomycetes; Gloeophyllales; Gloeophyllaceae
Exons: 1
Source: RefSeq, a predicted model, not a curated record
UCGGGGUUCUGCCACAAGCUCGAAGCCUACCUGCGCGCCGUCUCGCUCCCCUAUACCGUCGUCCCCGUAUACCCCAAUAGCGCGCCCAAGGGGAAAGUCCCGUACCUCGGCAUCGACGACUUCCUCGUCGCGGACUCGCAUCUCAUCAUCAAGCAACUCAAAGAACGUGGGAUAGGGAAGGACCUGAACCGCGGGCUGACGGAGCCGCAGCAGGGCGAGUCGCGCGCAUGGCAGGCGUGGGUGGAGGAAGUGGUAUACCCGUGCGAGAUAUACGAGCGGUGGCAGGACGACGAAGGGUGGGCAGUCACAGCGGCGGAGACGUUCACGCACGUCCGCUGGCCGCUCCGACCGCUGCUCGCGUGGUACUUCCGCCGACGCACAACGAAUGCGCUGUGGUACGGCGGCGUGGGGCGGCACUCACUGGCGGAGGUGUACGAGCUGGAAGAGGAGUUUGUCGGGGCACUGGAGGACAGGCUGCGCGAUGGACGGGAGUAUUUCCAUGGUACGGGAGAGAUGACGGAGGUAGAUGUGGUGUUGUAUGCGUUUCUUGUGCAGGGAGUUAGUCAAGGGAAGGGAAACAGGAGGUUCACGGAGCUGGUGAGGGGACGAAGGUUGGUUCGAGAGUAUGCCAGGAGGUUGCUAAGCAAGUUGUUUCCGGAGUAUGAU